AUGAUGAUCCUCAGGAAUUGUGCCCUCAUCUUGGCAGCUGUCGCACUUGUAUACACCAAGCCUGUCCAAAAUGUAGAUCUCGCCGCUGUAAAUACCUUCCUUACCAACUUGGCAGCAACUGAUGUCCGAACUGACUCCAUGGUUACAUUGAGCUACCAAAACAUGGCUUCCAAGAAGAAUCCAGAUCAUGACAAUGCCAAGGACCCACUAUUCACAUCUGUUGAUGCAUCUGUCUAUGGAUCUGCUACAUACAUUGUGAUUGCUGAUUUAUUGCCAUUCUUCCAAUUCGAUUGUGACCAACCAAUCCCAACUAGCAACAGCGGCUAUCUUGAUGCAGUUGACAGUUUCCUUACAAACUACAUAAACUCGGAUGCCGUCAAAGCCGCAUGGACAUUCCUCCAAGCUCAAGGAGUUUCUACAAAUGACGCGACUGCUUUCCGUACCCAACUGAAAAACUUGUGGUUUACGCCAUAUGCUAGAAACAGUGUUCUUGGAAGCAACGGAUUUAAGUCAGUUUUUGUCGGAGAGGCUUCUGGAACUGUUAUGAAUCGUUUUGCCAACUGGUUCGGGUUCUACAUCCAAGAGAACUCCAAGACUUUUGACUACCACGGCUGGUUCACCAAGCUUAACGUAAGUGCUUUAUUUCAGUUUGAUUCCUGUCUCGCUUUUACUGACAUUGAGAAAUAG
This is a messenger RNA of Caenorhabditis remanei, 687 nucleotides long. RefSeq lists its product as uncharacterized. Lineage: Eukaryota; Metazoa; Nematoda; Chromadorea; Rhabditida; Rhabditidae. The transcript has 3 exons. The coding region runs from base 1 to 687 and encodes 228 amino acids. Gene Ontology annotation, molecular function: RNA endonuclease activity. The record is from RefSeq and is a predicted model, not a curated record.